This is a messenger RNA of Mangifera indica (mango), 854 nucleotides long. RefSeq lists its product as uncharacterized. The record is from RefSeq and is a predicted model, not a curated record. Bases 216 to 668 code for a protein of 150 amino acids. The transcript is spliced from 3 exons. Lineage: Eukaryota; Viridiplantae; Streptophyta; Magnoliopsida; Sapindales; Anacardiaceae.
GUAGAAAGAAAAAAUGAAAAUGGUGGGAAUCUUUAUUCCUCUUUCACUGUACAGGUGAUCCCACUUCGCCCCCCCUCUAUCCCUCAUUCUCCUCCUUUUUAUGCUCUCUUUCUCUCUUUUUCCCGUAUUUUUUUCUUCUCUCUCUUUCUCUUUCUCAGACUCGCAAACAAAGUAAGAUUUUCUGUUCUUCUGGCAUGAGCUAACGUUUCUCCAUUAUGGGUUUUUCAUGUGGGGAUGAUUUUGAUUAUAAACAAAAACAAGUUGUAUUAGUCGAGGAGCAAAUUGCCAGGAAUGUUAUGGAUCAUGGGGUGGAAUUCGAACUCGAAUUCUGGCCUGUUGAACACCCAAUGGAGCCACAGGAUGAAGAUCGCCCUGUAAAGUGUCCAAUGCCAACUUCUUCUGUUAUCAAUGAAUCAAGAAUGCAAGAGGAGAAAACAGGUGAAGGAUUGGGAAAGAGAGCAGAAGCACCAGAAGAAAUGAACAAAGAAGGAAAUGAAGUAGCAAUAGAGGGUCGUCCAGUUCGAGCAGUGAGAAAGAGGCAUCACACUUUGACACACGAGGAUAAUGCAAUAAAGCCUCCCAUGAGAAUGCCUUCUCUUCCUCCACCUCAAACCCCCAAAAUCACCAUCUUUGAAAUGCUUCAAGAGUUCGACAAGUUUGAGUCUUAGUCAAAUCCAUCCGUUAUUUUCUGGUGCCCAAACGUUCAAAAAGUGAGAAUCUCUCUAUGUUGUUGUAUGAAUGUCCUUACUCGAGAAAAUUUACACAACCAAAAUGUAGGCAGGAUUUCUUUAUAGUUGUAAUAUCAUUUUGAAACACUUGUCCCGUAUAAUAUUUGUCCAGUUUAAUUGUAGCUU